AUGCUUCGCAUCAAGACCGAUGGUGAGCAAGAUCAAGGAACUUUACUAAUCGAUACUUUGAAAUUAUCCGAACAACAACAAAAUUCGAAAGUUUUAGUUAAAAAAGAUGUGACGACACUUCAUCUCAACGAUCGAAAUAUUCGAAGUAUUCCAUCACUUGAUCAAUUUCCAAAUUUAACAAGUCUUUCAAUUGAUGGAAAUCAUCUUCAAAACUUAGAUUUCAUUCGAACAAAUUACGCAUUAGCUGAACUCUAUGCAGGAAAUAAUCACAUAUCGAAUAUUCAAGGAACAUUUCGACAAUUGAAAAAUCUUCGAGUUCUUCAUUUACAAAAUAAUCAAAUCUCGAAUUUAACUACUCUUGCUUAUGAAUUACGACAUUUAAGUGCAUUGGAAGAUCUCAAUCUUUUCGAUAAUUCAGUGACGUUUGUUCAAGGGUAUAAAUCAACAAUGUUAGAUUUAUUUCCUAAAUUACGCGUUCUGGAUCGAAGAACAAUUUCGAGUAUCGAACGUGCUCAGGCGUACAGUGAUUGUCAUCCUGACCGACAACGUGUCGCAAAUCAAGUCGGAUUUUUAUCUCAUAUUGUACUUAAACAAGAACGAAUUUUACCGAAGAAACCAUUACUCACAGGAUCGAAAACGAUCAAGAAAGUUUUGAAUGAAAAUGAAAAGUUGGAAGAAAAUUGGCUCAAUGAUGCGGUACGUCAACGAGCAUCACAGAGAAGUUUAACGGAAUAUUCUCAGUUUGAUUGGAGUAAAAUUCCAACAGGUCCAGAACGACGGAAGAUGGACGCAGAGAACGCCGUUACACAACCGGAUGUUGUUUCAAUCUUCUUUCAAUAA
Molecule: messenger RNA, 840 nt
Organism: Adineta ricciae
Lineage: Eukaryota; Metazoa; Rotifera; Eurotatoria; Adinetida; Adinetidae
Source: the annotation of a GenBank genome assembly